AUGGGUGUCUCCCGCCUGUUUGUGUCGUCCCUACUAUGGGUAGCGAGCACCACCGCCGCCACCACCACCACCGAGUUCUCCCCUAAUGCAAACCACAUCUUCAACUCGAUCCACUCGUCGAUGCGCCAAUGGGGCUCUUCCCUCCAGCACAACGGCAUGUCCUUCUUCCUGGCGACCGUCCCCGCCGGCACGCAGUUCUACCAUGGCAACGCCAACCCCGCGCCGGUGAACGGGACGGAGUGGCUGGCUUUUGAGCCCGAGCAUGCGCUGGUCUUUGCCCGGCCGGGCCCAUUUAAGAAUCCGCCACCGCCUCCUCACGAUGGCGGCGACGACGACGGCGGAGAAAAGGGCGAUCUGCGGAAAGAGAAGCGGGCGGAGGUUGAGCAACAGGAAUCCGAAGGCGGUUGGCUGCACACCUACACCGCAGCCAAGGAUCUUCGGCUGCUGUACGCGGACGGCAUGGCAGCAGGGAAGACCGCCAAUGGGACGCUCGACGGCGAGGACCGGAUCCUGUUCCAGGAUAACCUGCCCAGCGAUGGGGCGAUGCAUGGGGAGCGCGCGCGCGCAGUGGAGUUCUGCCGCAUGGCUCGUGAGGAAUUCCAAGGACGGCUGGACGGUUUCCUGCGCAUGGAGGCCGGGUUUGAGAUCAUCCUCUGUGACUUCGCGCGGGAUCUGAAGGAGGCGAUCACGGCCCGGUACGGCGGCAUCGGCGGCCACCGCGUCGCGCUGAACUACGAGACGUUCGUGUCCGCCUACACGUACGGCCUGGACCUGUUCCACUCGACGAACGAGACCUUCAAGCAUCCCCGUCUGAUGCACCUCUCCGCGCAGCAGCUGCGGCCCAUCCGCGACGACCUGCGGCGUCUCGUCCUGGACCACACCGCCGCCGAGAACCUGUACGACUGGCAGGCGAUCGCCGACAUGGUCGUGGAGCGCUACGCGCGCGAGAUCCGCUACCUCGCGUCCGGGGACGUGGCCACGGUGGCGGACCUGCAUGCGGAGAUCGAGACCAUGCUGGUCCCGUUCAUCGACUACUCCGACCGCGAUACCGACGCUGAGCGCGAACGCUGCGCGCACCAGUUCCUCCCCGGCGAGAUCGCCGUCGAUGGCGUCGCGGCCACUGCCAUCCACUCCGUGGCCCGCAGUAUCUGUGCGACCAUGCUGGCCGCCUGGCAGGAGCCCGACUACCAAACCGCCGUGGACCACUUCCGGGAGCUGGUAAACUACCUGGCCUGGACGACGUGGAAGCAGUGUAGUGGCUGCGGUGACCACGAGGUCUGCGUGGUCCCCAUCUGGCCCAUGGGCACCCUCGAGGACUAUGAGCACCCGCAAUGUCGCGAUUUCUCGAACCCCGUCAGCCCUGGCCAGAGCUACUGGGGCGACCGCCGCGGGCCUCGGCCGCAUGAGCCGGAGGAUGAGAAUGGGCAGGCAUCGGGCUGGUUGGUGCGAUUUGUCCGGUAUGUGCUUGAGAUCUUUCUGCGCAUGCAUAUUUGA
This is a messenger RNA of Aspergillus aculeatus ATCC 16872, 1494 nucleotides long. RefSeq lists its product as uncharacterized. Lineage: Eukaryota; Fungi; Ascomycota; Eurotiomycetes; Eurotiales; Aspergillaceae. The transcript has 2 exons. The coding region runs from base 1 to 1494 and encodes 497 amino acids. The record is from RefSeq and is a predicted model, not a curated record.